CCCGAGCGGCAGGUUAGGGUGGGAGGGUCAGAGGUCGCCGGGCCAGAAUGCGUUCCUGUGUUGCUAUGUAGUGGAGGGGCACGUGCCCUCCUGCAAAUUCCGGAAGGUUCUUGAGUUCAACUGGGACAGUGGCUGCGGAAUUCCUGGUCUCCGGCCUGAGGUGCCCGCUGGCCGAGCAGAGGCGUCGCGGGCGCUACCAUGUUUGGCUGCCUGGUGGCGGGGAGGCUGGUGCAAACAGCUGCACAGCAAGUGGCAGAGGAUAAAUUUGUUUUUGACUUGCCUGAUUAUGAAAAUAUCAACCAUGUUGUGGUUUUUAUGCUGGGAACAAUCCCAUUUCCUGAGGGGAUGGGAGGAUCUGUCUACUUUUCCUAUCCUGAUUCAAAUGGGGUGCCAGUAUGGCAGCUCCUGGGAUUUGUCACCAACGGGAAGCCAAGUGCCAUCUUCAAAAUAUCAGGUCUUAAAUCUGGCGAAGGAAGCCAGCACCCAUUUGGAGCCAUGAAUAUUGUGCGGACCCCAUCUGUGGCUCAGAUUGGCAUUUCGGUGGAGCUGUUGGACAGUCUGGCUCAGCAGACUCCUGUGGGCAGCGCUGCUGUGUCCUCGGUUGACUCCUUCACGCAGUUCACACAGAAGAUGUUGGACAACUUCUACAAUUUUGCUUCAUCAUUUGCUCUCUCUCAGGCCCAGAUGACACCAAAUCCAUCUGAAAUGUUCAUCCCAGCAAAUGUGGUUCUGAAAUGGUAUGAAAACUUUCAGAGACGACUGGCACAGAACCCUCUCUUUUGGAAAACAUAAUUUGAAUAAAAUAAUUUGUCAUGUCAUUUAAAAGCAUGAAGUCAAAGGGGUCAUGAAGCCUACCUUUCAAAACUGCUCAGUGACUAUGAAACUUACCCAAAACCCCUAUAAACAUUAGAAACACCGAAUGAGGAAAAUGUCCAGUAUUGAUUACCUUUUCCCUUAGAAGUGUGAAAUACUUCUUGGAGGCAAACGUUUUGUAUCGACUGUUACUCAUUUCUUAAAAUAAAACCUACUCACAGUAGUAGUAUUUGAAAUGCCA
Molecule: messenger RNA, 1054 nt
Organism: Arvicola amphibius (Eurasian water vole)
Lineage: Eukaryota; Metazoa; Chordata; Mammalia; Rodentia; Cricetidae
Gene: Hikeshi
Product: heat shock protein nuclear import factor hikeshi
Exons: 5
Coding region: 199-792 (197 amino acids)
Biological process (GO): protein import into nucleus
Cellular component (GO): nucleus; cytosol
Molecular function (GO): Hsp70 protein binding; nuclear import signal receptor activity
Source: RefSeq, a predicted model, not a curated record